AACAGUCAAAAAAGGAAAAAAAAAAAAAAAAACCCAACGAUCCACUCACACUCACUACCUGUUCACGGCGGCGCUUCGCCACAAUAAUCUCGUCACCUCCGCCGCCUCACUUCCGUGAUGUCAAUCAUGCAAUCGUUUCUCCACCAAUGCCCCGCCGCGUCCGUGAAGCUCAGCAUAUCAUGCUGCUCCGUCGCAUCGCCGGCGACGGUUGUGAGAGGAAAUGAAGAAGGAGAAAGGAAAACGAAAGAAAGAAGUGAGAUAAGGAUAGGUUUGCCGAGUAAAGGUCGAAUGGCUUCUGAUACUCUUGAUCUCUUCAAAGAUUGUCAAUUAUCAGUGAGGCAUACUAAUCCACGGCAAUACGUUGCUGAUAUUCCUCAGCUAGCAAACUUAGAAGUCUGGUUCCAACGUCCAAAAGACAUUGUACGUAAAUUGGUAUCAGGAGACCUGGACAUUGGUAUAGUUGGUCUUGAUACAGUUAGCGAAUAUGGACAGGGGAAUGAAGAUCUAAUCCUUGUUCACGAUGCACUUGCAUAUGGAGAUUGUCGCUUAUCUCUUGCAAUUCCUCAAUAUGGGAUUUUUGAGAACAUCAAUUCAGUUAAGGAGCUAGUGCAAAUGCCUCGGUGGACUGCUGAGAAUCCCCUAAGAGUUGCCACUGGUUUCACUCAUCUGGGUUCUAAAUUUCUAGAAGAAAAUGGUCUUCACCAUGUCGCCUUUUCAACCGCUGAUGGAGCACUAGAAGCAGCUCCUGCUAUGGGUAUAGCUGAUGCUAUUGUGGAUCUCGUUAGUAGCGGAGUCACACUGAAAGAGAACAAUCUUAAAGAAAUUGAAGGCGGAGUAUUGUUAGAAAGUCAGGCUGUUAUGGUUGCUAGCAGGAAGUCCUUAGUCCAGCGGAAAGGUUUAUUGGACAUCACUCAUGAAAUUCUUGAAAGAUUUGAGGCACAUCUGAGGGCACUUGAUCAGUUUACAGUAGUUGCCAACAUGAGAGGAAACAGUGCUGAGGAAGUAGCUGAGCGGAUCCUGAGUCAGCCAUCACUAUUUGGGCUGCAGGGACCAACUAUAAGUCCAGUUUUCCGCAAAGUUGAUGGUGUAGAGACACCUGAUUAUUAUGCUAUAGUCAUUUGCGUGCCUAAAAAGUCACUGUACAAAUCAGUUCAGCAGCUGAGAGCAAUCGGAGGUAGUGGAGUUUUGGUGUCUCCUCUGACCUACAUUUUUGAUGAGGAAACUCCAAGAUGGCGUGAGCUUCUCUCAAAGCUCGGGCUUUGACUUGUUAUGAAGUCAAUUAUUACUUCUUGCGUGAUCCACAUCUCUACCAUUACUGUUUGUAUUUUCAAUCCAACUUGGUUUUAGCCUUUUUAAUUCUGUAUUGAGUUAUCUGCUCAUGUUGUAUUUUGAAAAUCGUCUGUAAUUGUUUUGCUGUAAGAUGCUUGUAGUUUCUCUACAAUAAUAUCAGCAUGUAUGAAGAGUUAACAAUUCUUCAUUGUGAUUGCUCAAGUAGUAUUACUUUCGAAUGCGAAUAAAUUGUGUUUAGUUUACAA
Molecule: messenger RNA, 1535 nt
Organism: Erigeron canadensis
Lineage: Eukaryota; Viridiplantae; Streptophyta; Magnoliopsida; Asterales; Asteraceae
Product: ATP phosphoribosyltransferase 1, chloroplastic-like
Exons: 11
Coding region: 118-1263 (381 amino acids)
Biological process (GO): L-histidine biosynthetic process
Cellular component (GO): cytoplasm
Molecular function (GO): ATP phosphoribosyltransferase activity; magnesium ion binding
Source: RefSeq, a predicted model, not a curated record